AUGCCCGGUUCUGUCGAACGUGCAGAGCAAGCCAUCCCGCUGUACAACAUCUUGUGGGCCGAAAUAUCCAACGAUACCAUUACCGUCGACUACGUCCUCAUCCCUCCCAAGGGCCCCGUGAGACUCCAGAAGCUGUCCCACGCCCUCGCCCCGCCCGAUACAAACCCCAACGAACCCGACGCCGAGAAGUUUGUCGCGACCGUCCUGGAGCGAGCCUAUGGCGAAGUGAGGCACCACCGACGGGCCUACGUGCUUAUCAACCCAAACUCAGGCCCCGGCGGUGCUGUGAAGAAGUGGGAGAUGGAGGCGAAGCCGCUGCUCCAGGCUGCGCAUUUCGAUCUGGAUGUCGUGACGCUGACGCGGGGCGGGGAGGCUACGGACCUCGUCGAGAAGAUGGAUAUCGACCGGUACGAUACCGUCAUGGCCUGCUCGGGAGACGGGACGCCCCACGAGAUCAUCAACGGGCUGGCCAAGAGGCCCGAUGCGGGAGUGGCAUUGAGCAAGGUUGCGGUCAGCCACAUCCCGUGUGGCUCGGGUAAUGCCAUGGCACUCAACCUCUACGGGUCGAACCGUGUUGGGGUUGUUGCUUUGGCGAUCAUCAAGGGAGUGACGAGUCCGAUGGACUUGGUGUCGGUCACCCAGGGACCGCGGCGGACGCUCUCCUUCCUGUCGCAGUCGCUUGGUAUGGUGGCCGAGACGGACCUGGGCACGGAGCACAUGCGGUGGAUGGGCAGCACGAGAUUCGAGGUUGGAGUUCUUCAGCGCAUCUUCCAGAAGACGUCCUACCCGUGCGAUCUCGCUGUCAAGGUCGAAGUCGAAGGGAAAGACGCCAUCAAGUCGUACUACAAGAGGAAGAUGAAGGAUAUCUCGGAUACCUCCUCGGAAUUGACCCGAACUACCGAGGUGGGAGACAUCGGGCUGCCCGAGUUAAAGUAUGGAACAGUUGAGGACAAGCUCCCUGAAGACUGGGAGCUGGUUAGCCAUGACAACAUCUCCAAUGUCUAUUGCGGUAACAUGCAAUUUAUGUCCCCCGGCGCCAACUUUUUCCCUGCCGCGCUUCCUGCCGAUGGCUGCAUGGAUCUGAUCACAAUCCCCAGCGACAUCUCGUGGUACACAGGAAUCCAGACCUUCCUUUCAAUCGAGUCUGGCGGCUUCUUCGACUCGCCUCAUGUAAACUACCGCAAGAUCUCCGGGUUCCGCGUCACCCCCCGCGACCAAGAGGACGGAUACAUCAGCAUUGACGGCGAGAGGGUGCCGUUCGAGCCCUUCCAGGCCGAGAUCCACCAGGGGCUGGGGAGAGUGAUUGCCAAGAGGCCAGGAGGGUACGAAGCACCUGGGCCUCGGGGCUGGGAGAAUGUCGACGACAAAUGA
Clonostachys rhizophaga is the source of this 1371-nucleotide messenger RNA. NCBI's taxonomy places the organism in Eukaryota, Fungi, Ascomycota, Sordariomycetes, Hypocreales, Bionectriaceae. The record is from the annotation of a GenBank genome assembly.